AUCUUUUUAUUUUAGGAUAAUACUCCAGUUUACAUCACUGCAGGAGUUUCAGGAGGUCUCUUUUUUGCACUUUUUGUGAUAGUCAUCUUCACAUACUGGCAGCUCAGUAGGUUAAUGAAGAGGUUCGAAAAACUGCAGCAGAAGGACAAUAAAGUAUACCAUUACCUGAGCCCAACCAUACAACCAGAUGAAGAAUUAUCCAAAAGAGGAUUCUCCAUGUACACAGGGGAUAACAUGGAUGCUGAAGGUGUACAAAGGUCUUCUAGAAGAAGCAGCAGUUCUGAAGAUAAUCGAUAUAGCAUCUCAAACUUAGUGUUUGCGCAUGAAAGGCAAAACAGAGAUACUGAAAGAGAGCAGAGUUCUUCCAGCAGCAGCAGUAAUGGUGGAGACCAAAAUAGCACCUCAAACUUAGUAUUUGCUCAUGACAGGUACUGAAGCUUUGGUGCAUUUAUGAUUAUAUAAAACUGGUUCUACUUGAGAAAGUAUUUGGUACAUUCCUCCAAAUACAGAAGAAAAUUUAGUAUUCAGGGUGCAUAACUACUGAAUGACAAUCCUACCAACUUCAAUCUCAAAUUGACAGUGUAUCUCAUAGAUUUGUGAACUGAAGAAAUAUUUAUUGUAAUUUUGAACAACCCUCAGAUAAGAAGCUGUGAAGCACCUGUUCAAAUAUUAGACAAAUCUAUAUCAUAUUUUACUUUUUAUAUAAUAUUAUUAUUCAUCAUUCUGUUUAAAAUAAGUCAU
Messenger RNA from Schistocerca serialis cubense, 741 nucleotides. RefSeq lists its product as uncharacterized. Bases 115 to 435 code for a protein of 106 amino acids. The record is from RefSeq and is a predicted model, not a curated record. The transcript has 4 exons. NCBI's taxonomy places the organism in Eukaryota, Metazoa, Arthropoda, Insecta, Orthoptera, Acrididae.